GCCUCACUGGCCCGCCACUCAUGGCCCCACCCAUUCAUGGGCCCACCUCGGCAGCACUGCGCCUGCGCCGGAGCCUCCUCAGCCGUUGAGGGCGGUUGGCUAAGCUGAGGCUCCUGCUGCCUCCACCAGCAGGCUUGGAACCGCAAUGACCAUCACGUACAGCUGCAUUGCUAAUGGCCGGGUGAUCCUGGCCGAGCUGGCCCUGACUGGAGGCUCCUACCAGGAUGCAGUUUCAUCAGUGCUAAAACUAGUGCUUCUAAAGGCUGAGAAAAAGACCACAGCACGAAUUGGAAGCUACGUCUACCAUACUCUCUUUAUUGAUGGAAUCACUUACUUGUGUGCCACAGACAAUCCUUUGGAUGUUACCUUACCAACUGCAUUUCUUGAUGAGGUGAGCAAAACUUAUUCUGAAAAUCCCUUGAUGUUACAAGAACCUUUUCCUCCUUCAAAUGCAAUUAUUGCAGAUUUUCAGCAUGUGCUGGGGAAAUGCAUGAUGAAGUACAAUCAAAAUCAAGGAGAAUUUAUGAUUUCUGCUCUGAAAAGUCAAGUGACUGAUGUCAAAAAUUCAAUGUCACAGAAUAUUGACAAAAUGUUGAAAAGAGAAGAAAAACUGAAUAUACUUAUUGACAGAACAGACAAUCUUCAAGUAGCUACUAAAGCAUUCCAAAAAACAACAACAAAGACUUCUAAGAAGAUGUGGUGGAAAAACUACAAAAUCAUCAUAAUUAUAUGUUCCAUUUUCAUAAUCAUCAUCAUCAUUCUUUUAAGUACAAAUGUUAUUCCAGUUUAAACCUUUAAAAAUAUACCUUUCAAGUAACACCUCAAAUAAAUUGCUAAAAAUACAA
This is a messenger RNA of Antechinus flavipes (yellow-footed antechinus), 845 nucleotides long. RefSeq names its product vesicle-associated membrane protein 7-like. Gene Ontology annotation, cellular component: membrane; SNARE complex. The record is from RefSeq and is a predicted model, not a curated record. Gene Ontology annotation, molecular function: SNARE binding; SNAP receptor activity. NCBI's taxonomy places the organism in Eukaryota, Metazoa, Chordata, Mammalia, Dasyuromorphia, Dasyuridae. The transcript has 6 exons. Gene Ontology annotation, biological process: exocytosis; vesicle fusion. The coding region runs from base 146 to 790 and encodes 214 amino acids.